CACAUGAAGGUAGAAGGGGGUGUGUGUGUAUAAGUGUUGACAAUAACGUUGGGAAAAAAUAGUAUUAGACUUUUCUGGAGCAUAAGAUGGACUGAUCCAUAUGGUGCAAUUUGCUCUUUCAGCUGUACGCAGCUGCUCAGAUUUAACCCAGGGACUGGAUGUACUCGUGUCGCUUUUAGAGAAAUGCCAUCCUAACAUCUGGUGAACGUAGUGGGGCUCAUGUCUGUGCUGCUGUUGUAGGUCCAGCGAGAUCUGAACGUCGCCAUUGCAGAAUUCACUGAAUUGAAGCAGCAGUUGGAGCGCGACACACUGAUUCUGAGUGUGUUGAAAAAGCUUCAAGAGUUUGAUACUGCUAUUAAAGACUAUAACGCCGCGCUGCAGGAAAAGAAGUAUGUUGUUGCAGCUCAGCAGCUGGAAAAGGCACGGAGUAGUCUGAAGCUGCUGGAAUCUCGCAAAGGCUUUGAGCUGAAGAUCCUGAAAGCGCUAGGCAUGGAGCUCACGGUGCAGACCCAGAACAUGCUCUAUCAGCUGGGAGAGGAAUGGCAGAAAAUGGUGGUGUGGAAGCUUCCUCCUUCAAAAGAGCUCAGCAGCCUGGAGUCGGUGAGGCAGACAGAGCUGCACUUGUGCACAAAGCUGCUAAAGGAGGAGGAAAUUGCUGAUUCACCUAUCACUUCUGUGCUCCAGGCUUUUGCCAUCCUAGGAGAAUUGCACACCAAGAUUAAAUUUUUUGGCCAGUUAUUGCUGAAGUGCAUCCUCAAGCCACUGAUUUCUUACCCAUCCCUUCAGCCCUCGGUUACGGAGCAGCCCGAGGCGGUCGUCUUGCGGUUUGAGACUAUAGAGCCUAAUUCAGAGCCGUCGUCUCCAGUAGAGGUGUUUGACAAGAUCAGGCUGGUUCUCGAAGUCCUCCACACACAGCUGCUGAACGUGCCUGUGGAUGAGCGCGUGGAAGGGGAGAAGGAUGGCCGCAGUGUAUUAGCACAGGUGCUAGGUGACAUGAUCUGGGGAGAGCUGUCGGACUGCCUCAUCCAGGACUGCCUGGUAUAUUCGAUUCCCACAAACAGCAACAAACUGGAGCAGUAUGUCGAGGUGAUUAAAUCCACGGAGGAAUUUGAAAAGGCCCUGAAGAGCAUGUGCUUUCUGAAAGGAGAUGUCACAGACUUGCUGAAAUAUGCGAGGAACAUCAACGCCCACUUCGCGAACAAGAAGUGCCAGGACGUGAUAGUGGCGGCCAGGAACCUCAUGACAUCAGAAAUCCACAACACUGUCAAGAUAACACCCGAGUCCUCAGUAGCAUUGCCGAAACUGCCUGACCCCACUGCGGAGGAUCACGUGAAAAUGCAAAAAGCCUCAAAAACUCUGCGCAACGAGAUGGUGAACUUAGAGAAUGAGACCAAGCUGAGCCAGCACACGUUCUCUCUGCCUGCCUGCCGCAUCAGCGUGUCAGUGGAGAGACUGAUGGAGCUGGCUUAUCAGACGCUGUCGGAAGCAACAGCCAGCACAGAUCAGUGUUGUAUACAGCUCUUCUAUGCGGUGCGAAACAUCUUCCAGUUGUUCUACGAUGUCGUGCCAACCUACCACAAAGAAAACCUGCAGAAGCUGCCACAGCUCGCUGCCAUUCACCACAACAAUUGCAUGUACAUUGCUCACCACCUGCUGACGCUGGGCCAUCAGUUUCGAUAUCGCCUUACCAGCAUGCUGUGCGAUGGAGCAGCAACAUUUGUGGAUCUGGUCCCUGGUUUUCGGAGGCUUGGUGUUGCACCAGCUGAGGAGACUGGGCAAAGUCUGGCAGGACGUGCUGCCAGCGACUGUGUACUGCAAAGCCAUGGGGACGUUGCUGAACACGGCCCUCGUGGAGAUCAUCAGUCGAGUCACAGCCUUAGAGGACAUCUCGGCAGAGGAUGCAGACCGGCUGCACUCCCUCUGCAGGACCGUGGCAGAGGAGGGGCCACGGGUGUUCGCCCCGCUCCCCGAGGAGAGCGAGAACCGGAAAUACCAGGAGGAGGUGCCUGUCUAUGUGCACCGCUGGAUGACAUUCAAGCAGCUGAUGCUAAUACUGCAGGCCAAUCUCCAGGAGAUUGUGGAUCAGUGGGCGGAUGGCAAAGGGCCCCUGGCAGCGGAGUUCUCCCCCGCGGAGGUGAAGAGCCUGAUCCGAGCCCUGUUCCAGAACACGGAGAGGAGAGCAGCCGCUCUUGCCAAGAUCAGAUAAGCACACCUGCCCCGUGCCACGCCCAGGUCCUGCUGCAGGCCUGGGAACUGGCCGUUCUGAACAAAGCCUGGACCCUAACUGGUUUUCUAGCACUGCCUAAUUUCAGCAGUACACAAGUGCUCCUUGGAGGUCGGUGGCAGGGGAAACCCAGCCAGAGCCUGGCACACACGUCUACGUGCAGCGGUGGAAGGAAGCAGGACCUCAGGCAACCUAAGGGGACAGCGUGUCGGGACUUUCAGUUCCUGCUGUAUCCAUUGGCCAGCUCUGCAGCGAGGGGGUCCUUGUCGUAGGGGCUGAGCUUUGCACCUGUGGGGCAGGGGUCUGCAGCAGUAUAGGUUCCUGACUGCCCUCCUUCUGACUGCUCCUUCUCACCAUUGCCACUGAGGGACAGGGACAGAUCCCUAUCUCCAGGCUCCUGUUUGGGGGACAGUGCUUGCUGCUGCACAGGAUGGUGCUGCCAGAAAGGCAGUGCUGUGUGGGGGCAUUUUUUGUUAUGCUGGUGGGGCAGCUGCAUACUGCAGGGUGAUGUGUCUGACUCCUGGGCUCGCUAUCUAUGCCGCUUUGUCAGUGAAAGUGUGUGAGAAUUGGGCCCCCCCUGUUGUCCCUCGCCAUCCCGCUCUUCGUGCUCCGAGCCCUGGCAGCGGUGAGCAUCUUGGCACGGGUGGUCAGGUGCCUGGCAUCACUCUGGAGUGGGUGUGUUUGUUAGCGGGAAGCCUGGCAAGGUCGUGGGCUGUGAGUGUUGUGUGUGCCGGAAUGAACUGUUCAGCAGCGGUGGUUGUGAGUGCAGUGGGCAGGGGCUUUUCUGGCUGGUGUCGGGGGUGGGAUCUUUCUGUCUCCCAGGGUGAGUGGCCUUAGAUCACCUGUGCAGUGUGUAGUCAUUUUUUGCCUUUUCAGGUGUGCAAGCCAGGUCCUGCUGCCUCCUCCCUUGCUUGUGGUGUGUGCCUGGAAGUCAUCUGCUCUGCCCUGGAGGAGUGUGCCUCUGCAUGGGAGUGCUUGCAGGGCUUGAGAGGGGAGCUGUGCACGCAGGGAGGCUGGCCCAGUGGUGUGGCUGAGGAGUCAUGAGUGGAGGUACCUGCCUGGAGUCCCCUGACCCUCCGCCCCAUGAUCCUGAGGAGCUGCAGGUAGGGAGAGAUGUCCCUCCCCGAGUCACCUGGCAGGGGAACUGUAGCAUGCUCAGGCCUCUCCUUGUCUGGGUGGGGCAAACCAGCGUCUUCCCCUGGUCCGUGGGGUGGCAAUCCUGGUGUGUGGUAGUCCUGUGCUCUGUUGGACUCCUGUUGGGGGAAAUGUCCCCACGCCUUGUCUACAGUCCCUGCAGUGGUAACCAGGAGAGAGGACAUUUGUGGGGGUGAAUCUCUGGGGCUUUGCGGCUGCUCCAGGUGGCAGUGGGCUUGCAAGCUACCUAGAUGGCCAAGUCAACAGACUAGCUGCAGAAAAAACAAGUGGCCUCAUGUGGCAUAGGAGCUGAAGAAAGGGAGGACUGGAGACAUGUGGUGGCUUGUCUAGGGGUGUGUGUCUGUGUGUGUGUGUGGUGUCUUAUGGUGGGGGGUUUCCACUUCCUCAGUGUCCUAGGUGGCAGUAGAGGCAAAUCAGUGGAGCAGUUAGUUAGCUAGUUGAUGCCAGGCAUAAGGUGUGUUGUCUCCCAUCCCAGAAGUCCCAGCAGCAAGUGCUCCUGGGCAGCACUGCUCUGGCCUUAGAGUUGGGUGGUGAGGUGUUGAGGACUGGGAGUAGUUAGUCAGUGAGGCAGCAGGAGGGAAAAGACAGGGAAGGGAAAGGGAGGAGCUGCGGCUGAGAGCUGUGGAAGAGGGCAGCUGGUGUUAUUUCCCAAAGUGAGGUGUUGUGCAGCACUGUCAGUGCCCAGGUGUCCAUCAGGCAGCAGCCGUGGGGUGGAUAGCUAGCGGGCUCCUCUGUUGGGGAGGAAAGAGUUGUGUUGUGGUUGCUUUUUACUGGUUUUUCUCCCCUUGUGCUCUCCCCCCGGCACCUCCCUGUCUGAGAACUGGGCAUGGCUGGGCACCUCCCUGUCUUGAGUCAGCUGGGCAGUGUGGUGGGUGCCGGCUCUGGGGAGCAGCCCCAAGCCUGGGCAUGGCUGAGUGGCCUGGGUGUCUGCGUACUCGUGGGUGUGUUAGUAUAGCCUGGUCUCCAUGUGUGCGGUGACUCUGUGCAGGUGGGGUGGUGCCUGCGUGAGCUUUUGUGCUCCCACUCCUCUCUGUACCUAGUCCUCGUGCAAUGUGGGUCAGUGGAGCACUCUGAGGGGGCCUUAGAUGGUACAUCCAACCCCACUAGCAGAGACGGUUCUUCCCCUGUGCAGUGCACUAGGCUUGGAGGGGGCUGACAGUCAGGCCUUGGUGCUGCGUCCAGCAGUGCAAGUGCCGUCCAGCCCCCGGAGGGGUUCCAAAGUGCAGAAUGAGGGGAAGGCCAGAGGGCCUGGCCUACUAGGGGCUGUCUCCUGAGGCAUAUGUAGGGACCUGCUGUGAGCCCCCUGGGCCUGAGGCCUGAUCUCCCUCUCCCCAGUGAGUCCCAGGAUCUUGGUGAUUGUUGGCUGCAGAUGCUGGAAACUCUCUUUGGUGACUUGUGUCGAAAGAAGCAGCCUCCAUACCUCCUUGUACUGCGUGCAGUCAAUAAAGCGAUUCCCUCCAGCAAGCACGAUGUCCGUGUCUCU
Alligator sinensis (Chinese alligator) is the source of this 4862-nucleotide messenger RNA. RefSeq names its product zw10 kinetochore protein (gene ZW10). Gene Ontology annotation, biological process: mitotic spindle assembly checkpoint signaling; endoplasmic reticulum to Golgi vesicle-mediated transport. The transcript is spliced from 13 exons. NCBI's taxonomy places the organism in Eukaryota, Metazoa, Chordata, Crocodylia, Alligatoridae. Gene Ontology annotation, cellular component: RZZ complex. The record is from RefSeq and is a predicted model, not a curated record. Bases 490 to 2496 code for a protein of 668 amino acids.